This is a messenger RNA of Polypterus senegalus (gray bichir), 3885 nucleotides long. RefSeq names its product mucin-16-like. The transcript has 44 exons. The record is from RefSeq and is a predicted model, not a curated record. Bases 1 to 3777 code for a protein of 1258 amino acids. Lineage: Eukaryota; Metazoa; Chordata; Cladistia; Polypteriformes; Polypteridae.
AUGCAGCCAAACAGCCUCUAUGUGAACAACUAUCAAAAACAACCUACUAUUAUUCCAACGGUCAGUACCACAACCAGCACAGCUUCUUCAACAGCCAGCACUACCCAGAGUACGGUACCUCCAACAGUCAGCACGUUAUCCAGCGCUUCAGGAAACACAACUCCAAAACCAAUUUAUCUCACUGUUAACUUCACCUUGACCAAUCUGCCUUUCACAUCAGAAUUAAACAACAAAAACAACAUCAUAGCAAAAAACAUUACAUCUCUGGCUAACCAACUUCUUCAGAACAGCACUUUGGCUCCCGUGUUUUCAUCUUGUCAUUCUGUUAGUUACAGACUAUCAAAACAACCUACUAUUAUUCCAACGGUCAGUACCACAACCAGCACAGCUUCUUCAACAGCCAGCACUACCCAGAGUACGGUACCUCCAACAGUCAGCACGUUAUCCAGCGCUUCAGGAAACACAACUCCAAAACCAAUUUAUCUCACUGUUAACUUCACCUUGACCAAUCUGCCUUUCACAUCAGAAUUAAACAACAAAAACAACAUCAUAGCAAAAAACAUUACAUCUCUGGCUAACCAACUUCUUCAGAACAGCACUUUGGCUCCCGUGUUUUCAUCUUGUCAUUCUGUUAGUUACAGUGCAGGUCCCCAAAACGUUACAAAAGCAGUGAUCAGCUGUGGGUUCAAGAACGACACGUCUCCGACUCAAUUCAACAAAUACAACAUCUAUGACCUGCUUCAAAAUAAAACCCAAAACGGCACCAACUUGGGACCGUAUACAAUGCAGCCAAACAGCCUCUAUGUGAACAACUAUCAAAAACAACCUACUAUUAUUCCAACGGUCAGUACCACAACCAGCACAGCUUCUUCAACAGCCAGCACUACCCAGAGUACGGUACCUCCAACAGUCAGCACGUUAUCCAGCGCUUCAGGAAACACAACUCCAAAACCAAUUUAUCUCACUGUUAACUUCACCUUGACCAAUCUGCCUUUCACAUCAGCAUUAAACAACAAAAACAACAUCAUAGCAAAAAACAUUACAUCUCUGGCUGACCAACUUCUUCAGAAUAGCACUUUGGCUCCCGUGUUUUCAUCUUGUCAUUCUAUAAGUUACAGUGCAGGUCCCCAAAACGUUACAAAUGUAGUGAUCAGCUGUGGGUUCAAGAAUGACACGUCUCCGCCUCAAUUCAACAAAUACAUCAUCUAUGACCUGCUUCAAAAUAAAACCCAAAACGGCACCAACUUGGGACCGUAUACAAUGCAGCCAAACAGCCUCUAUGUGAACAACUAUCCAAAACAACCUGCUGUCAUUCCAACGGUCAACACCUCAACGGUCAGCACUACACGGAGUACGGUGCCUCCAACAAUCAGCACGUCAUUCAGCACUUCAGCAAACACAAGUGAAAAUACAAUUCAUUUCUCUAUCAGUUUCAACUUGAUAAACCUGCCAUUCAAUGAACAACUGACAAACAAAAGCAGCCCUGUACCACAGAACAUCACACAUCUGGUCACUCAAGUGCUUCAGAACAGCAGUUUGUCUUCGGAGCUUUCUUCUUGUCAGUUGAACUCCUUCAGUCAUGGACCCAACAACAGCACGGCAGUGAACAUCACCUGUCAGUUCAAGAAUGACACUGCAUCGAUGAACCUAGACAGGGUAGCCAUAUAUGAACAUCUCAACAACAGAACUCAAAACAGUAGGGCACUGGGACCAUAUAACAUGGACCCCAACAGCCUCUAUGUCAAUGGUUACCAUCCCAUACAACCAGUUCCUGCACCAUCUCUGGUUUAUUUCAUGAUUAACUUCACACUCACCAAUGUGAACCUCACAGAUGAGCUUUCAAACAAAAGCAGCCCAGCGUCAAACAACAUCACAUUGCUGGUCACUAAAAUAUUUCAAAAUAGCAGCUGGUCACAGGAGUUUUCUUCUUGUCAACCUGCCAACUUCAGCCAUGGAACCAAUAACAGUACGGAAGUACAACUCAGAUGUAAAUUCAAGAAUGACACUUCAUUGAAGAACCUGAACAAGGUGGUGGUCUAUGAUUUGGUCAACAAUGAAACUCACAACAGCAGAGCACUGGGACCAUACACUAUGGACCCUAAUAGCCUCUAUGUUAAUGGUUACCAUAAAUUGCCCACAUCAGAAUCUCUGGCUAAUUUCACUGUUAACUUCACACUGACCAACCUGAGUUUUACUGCAGCACUCACAAACAAAAGCAGUCCAGUGGCAAAAAACGUCUCAUUGAUGUUCACUAAUGUGCUGCAGACCAGCAGUCUGUCUCCAGAGUUUUCCUCUUGUCAGCCUGCUACCUUCAGUCCUGGAAUGAACAACAGUACAGCAGUGCAACUCACAUGCACAUUCAAGAAGAACACUUCGCUGAAUUUGGACAGAGUAGUCGUCUAUCAGCAGAUCAGCAAUGGAACUCAAAACAGCACAGCACUUGGACCAUACAGCAUGGACCCCAACAGCCUUUAUGUAAAUGGUUAUCAUGCCAUAGUACCAACUCCUCCACCAUCUCCAGUUUAUUUCACGAUUAACUUCACACUCACCAACCUGAACUUCACAGAAAACCUCAACAACAAAAGUAAUUCGGUGUCAAAAAACAUCAAAUCACUGAUGACCAAUGUGCUUCAAAACGGCAAUUUGUCUUCACAGCUUUCUUCUUGUCAGACUACUUCCUUCAGUCAUGGACCCAGUAACAGUACAGAAGUGCUGCUCAGUUGCACAUUUAAAAACAACACUUUACAGAUGAACCCCGACAGGGUGGCCGUCUAUGAAGCUAUCAACAAUGGAACUAACGGCAGCACAGCACUGGGGCCGUACAGUAUGGACCCCAACAGCCUCUAUGUCAAUGGAUACCAUCCCGUGGUACCAACACCUACUCCAUCUCCAGUUUAUUUCACGAUUAACUUCACACUCACCAACCUGAACUUCACAGAUAACCUCAACAACAAAAGUAGUUUGGUGUCAAACAACAUCAAAUCCCUGAUGGCCAAUGUGCUUCAAAACAGCAAUUUGACUUCAGAGCUUUCUUCCUGUCAGCCUGCUUCCUUCAGUCAUGGACCCAGUAACAGUACAAAAGUGCUGCUCAGUUGCACAUUUAAGAACAACACUUUACAGAUGAACCCCGACAGGGUGGCCGUCUAUGAAGCGAUCAACAAUGGAACCAACGGCAGCACAGCACUGGGGCCGUACAGUAUGGACCCCAACAGCCUCUAUGUCAAUGGAUACCAUCCCGUGGUACCAACACCUACUCCAUCUCCAGUUUAUUUCACGAUUAACUUCACACUCACCAACCUGAACUUCACAGAUAACCUCAACAACAAAAGUAGUUUGGUGUCAAACAACAUCAAAUCCCUGAUGGCCAAUGUGCUUCAAAACAGCAAUUUGACUUCAGAGCUUUCUUCCUGUCAGCCUGCUUCCUUCAGUCAUGGACCCAGUAACAGUACAAAAGUGCUGCUCAGUUGCACAUUUAAGAACAACACUUUACAGAUGAACCCCGACAGGGUGGCCGUCUAUGAAGCGAUCAACAAUGGAACUAACGGCAGCACAGCACUGGGGCCGUACAGUAUUGACCCCAACAGCCUCUAUGUCAAUGGUUACCAUGAAGUGCUUCCUGCUCCAACACUAUCUCCAGUCUACUUCACUAUUAACUUCACAUUAACCAAUCUGAGUUUCAGUGGAGAGCUUUCAAACAAAAGCAACCCAGUGGUAAACACUAUCACAUCGCUGGUCAGUAAUAUGCUUCAAAACAGCAGUUUGUCUCCAGGAAUUUAAUUCCUGUCAGCCAUUUUCCUUCAGUCGUGGACUCAACAGUGGUACAACUGUAGUGCUGAGCUGCACAUUCAAGAAUGACACUUCAGUGACAAAUUUGAACAGAGUGAC